AUGUCAGAACGGAAAGUUCUAAACAAAUACUCCCCACCUGACUUCGACCCGUCAAAGAUCCCAAAACUGAAGCGACCCAAGGACCGGCAGUACGUGGUUCGAAUGAUGGCCCCCUUCAACAUGAGGUGCAAGACGUGUGGAGAAUACAUCUACAGGGGGAAGAAGUUCAACACGCGAAAGGAAACCAUCCAGAAGGAGUCUUGCCUGGGCCUGCCUGUCUUCUGCUUGUACAUCAAUUGCAUGCACUGCUUGGCCGAGAUCACCUUCAAGACAGACCCUGAGAACAGGGACUACACCGUGGAGCAUGGAGCCACAAGCAGCUUCCAGGCCGAGAAGCUCCUGGAGGAGGAGGAAAAGCGUGUGCAGAAGGAGCGCGAGGAUGAGGAGCUGAACAACCCCAUGAAGGUCCUAGAGAACUGCACCAAAGACUCGAUGCUGGAGAUGGAGGUGCUGGAAAACCUGCAGGAGCUGAAGGACUUGAACCAGCGGCAGGCACAUGUGGACUUUGAGGCCACGCUGCUGCAGCACCGCCUGUGGCAGGAACAGCGGGGACACCAGCUGCAGGAGGAAGAUGAGCUUGAGAAUGUGGCCUUGCUGGAGGUGGCGAGCAUCUGUGAAAAACGGCAGUUGGUUAUCAAAAGAUGA
Molecule: messenger RNA, 645 nt
Organism: Microtus oregoni (creeping vole)
Lineage: Eukaryota; Metazoa; Chordata; Mammalia; Rodentia; Cricetidae
Product: splicing factor YJU2-like
Biological process (GO): mRNA splicing, via spliceosome
Cellular component (GO): U2-type catalytic step 1 spliceosome
Source: RefSeq, a predicted model, not a curated record